This is a messenger RNA of Anopheles moucheti, 2716 nucleotides long. RefSeq names its product tudor domain-containing protein 7B. The coding region runs from base 106 to 2577 and encodes 823 amino acids. Gene Ontology annotation, biological process: spermatogenesis. The transcript has 5 exons. Gene Ontology annotation, molecular function: metal ion binding. The record is from RefSeq and is a predicted model, not a curated record. Lineage: Eukaryota; Metazoa; Arthropoda; Insecta; Diptera; Culicidae.
UAGUUAACACAAUAAGCCGCGGCUCCAUUUGCAUUUAACCGUUGAGUUAAUUCAUGUAAAACGGUCGUUAGUUUGGUAGUAAAGAAUAAGUAACGUACAGCAAAAAUGGCAUACGAACUGCUCUGGGAUGCUUCUUAUGAAUAUUUAGAAAAACACGCUGCCUUCGUAAAUUCGCUCACUAAUUUAAUGCUAACGAGAGCAAAGAAUCUUCGCUCUCACCUUUUUGGCAAGGAAUUGAUAAAGAGCCCCACAUUUUUAGCGGACUUUAAACUAGCGCAUGAUGAGCUGCAAAACAUGACCAAAACGCUCCAAUUGGUAGUGAACGAUUGGAAAAGCUUGUUCGCGGAAGUAUCUUCAAGUUGGAGCAUACAAACAGUCCCGCAAUCGAUUGCGUCCAACGCUGAGUUAACCUUUGAUUACAUCAGGCCAAUGCUCGACUAUAAAGCGAAUGCGAAAGUUCAGCUCAUUGUCACUUAUAUACCGGUUGCAACGGAAGGUAUUUUUUAUGCGAUGGACGAAUCGCGGAAAAACGACUUCAGCGCCAAUUUAAUGCCCAUUCAAACAACGCCCAAAACUCUGCUCGAUAAAUCACCGCCGCCCGGAACGGUGUUUAUUGUUUUACUGGACAAUCUGUGGACGCGUGCAGUUUGCAACGUAUUCACGAAUGGCACAAUGCCCCUAGCAAUCUAUCUGCUGGAUUUGGGUGAAAUAUUGCCGUAUGAACAUCAUGUCCCAAAAGCUGUGCUUCCUGCCGUAUUGAGCAGCGUACCGGCGUACGCGAUGAAAUGUUCCAUCGUUCCAAAAACGGCCUCGUUUCCAUUUAAACUGUACGAUACCGUAAGCUGUACCGUGGUGAGAGUGGAAAAUGAUAUGCUAAUAUUAGAACAUAAUGAGGAAAAGCAAGAAUACUCAAUUACCCGGGACACUUCUAAAGAAACAGAAUCGAUUUCCAAAGAAAUGUCCAUACAGACAGAAGGGGAACAGGUAGAUGAUGUUCCCCAAAAUACAUCAAACGCAGUAACAUUGACACCUGAUGAACAGACGGAAAUUCCAAAAGAAGCAAUGUUGAAACAGCAACACGUCCACAGUACUACAAACACAACGAUACUAACUAAUAAGGAAGAAAACAAAGCAUGCUCGAUUUCCAAAGAAAUAUUCACAGAGCCAGAAGGGGAACAGCUAGAUAAUAUUGCUCAAAAUACAACAAACGCAGUGAAAAUGGCACCUGAUGAACAGACGGAAAUUCCAAAAGAAGCAAUGUUCAAACAGCAACACGUCCACAGUACUACAACUAAUAAGGAAGAAAAGAAAGCAUGCUCGAUUUCCAAAGAAAUAUUCAUAGAGCCAGAGGGGGAACAGUUAGAUAAUAUUGCUCAAAAUACAACAAACGCAGUGAAAAUGGCACCUGUUGAACAGACGGAAAUUCCAAAAGAAGCAAUGUUGAAACAGCAACACGUCCACAGUACUACAAACACAACGAUACUAACUAAUAAGGAAGAAAACAAAGCAUGCUCGGUUUCCAAAGAAUUAUUCACAGAGCCAGAAGGGGAACAGUUAGAUAAUAUUGCUCAAAGUACAACAAACGCAGUGAAAUUGACACCUAGUGAACAGAAAGAGGAAAACUCUAUCCCCAGGGAAUCUUUCCAAAAAGCAGAACAACAAGCUGAUGCAUCCCAGAAUUUUACGAAUCCGAUGAAAUUGGCACCUAGCGAGGAAAGGCAAGAAUAUGCCAUCACCAGAGAAACAUUCACAGAAGAAGAAUUGGAACAGCUAGAUAAUAUAUCGCAAAGUACAACAAAUGCCAUGAAAGCUGUGCUCGGGUACGUGCCAAAGGAUGACGAAAGGCUCUGCAAGCAUUACGACCCCAAGACGAAAGGUUGUUUCAAAGGAAGCAACUGUCGAUUACGACAUGAACCGAAAGAUCCGAACGGUUGGACGCUCGACAAAGACACGGUGUCAGUCUCCGUUCCAGCGCAGAUGGAAAUGCCACUGCCCAACACCUACGUUACACUCCACACGACAUGUAUUAUCGAUGUGGACACGUUCUAUGCGCACGUCAUCGGAGACAUUUCGGACUACUCCAACUAUGAACAACUAAUGUCGGAAAUGAACGAUCCAGCAGUGGUGGCCAAUUAUAAACCACUUAAACUAAUGCCUGCGCUUGGUGAGUUAGUAAUUGCCAAGUACGAAGAUCUUUGGUACCGGGCGACAGUUUGUGACGCGUUCGAUCGUGCAGUCAGUGUAUUUUAUGUCGACUACGGCAAUACGGCGAUGGUUGGGUCAAACGAAGUGCGCCGUUGGGAGGAUCGCUUUAAAUAUAUCCCAUUCCAGGCCGUGUGUUGCCGUAUCUCCAAUAUACAGCGCAUCAAACCGUGUCAUUUGGAAGCUAUCCAGCGGCUGCAUUGCUGCAUUCUAGACAAACAGCUAAGGGCCAUGAUAAUUGAUAAUAAACAUCCAUGGGAAGUUAUACUAUACGAUAAAGAUAAUGUUGACAUCGGCGAAUUACUGAUAAAAGCCAGUUUAGCGCUUCCGAGAAAACCAUGCAAAUUUGACCAACAUUCUUACAUCCCCGGUUAGGUAACGAAUUAUCGUGUGCCACUGUGAACAAUAUGAACUUAUUUUCCAUUAAUUCUGACCUUUACUUUUAAGAUUGAAUUUGAAUUCGUGUAUUUCGUUAUUUUUUCCUGACACAAAUAUACCGUGAUAUAUAAGCAAA